CUCACAUUUCUCCCUCGUUCCCAUUGUACACCUGGCAACACUCCCCCUCCCGCGGGACUGCCCUUCUUCAACUCAGGAGCGGAGUAGAGAAGGUUUGUUGAUGUUACAUACAUCCGAUGGCAAGAGAGAAGACCCACCGCUGGUACAAGAUGCUGAGCUGGUUCCUCUUUGUCUUCAUAGCCAUCACAGCUCAAUUAAUGACUCACGUCCGAGGUCAAGUGGCCCCGCCGUCGAGAUUAAGAUACACUGUUGUUGCUCAUGACAGUGUUCAGAUUUCAUGGAAAGCCCCUAAAGGGCAGAUUGAUGGAUAUAGACUCCUCGUCACUCCAAAUGCAGGUGGAAAAACCAACGAGCUCACUCUUCAAAACAAUGCAAACAAAGCAAUUAUUCAAGGCCUUAUCCCCGAUCAGGGUUAUACGGUUCAGAUUGUGGCGCUUGCUAAGGAUCAGGAAAGCAAAGCGGCUCAAGGCCAGUUCCGAAUUAAAGAUAUUGAGAAGAAGAAGGAGACCUCGGCAAAACCCAAGGUGAAGCCUGCCAUCCCAACGAAGGAUAUUGAAAGUACACAACUUCCAGAAGUAGAAGAAAACCAAUUUAAAUGCAAAACUCCAGCCGUCGCAGACAUAGUGAUCUUAGUGGAUGGUUCCUGGAGUAUUGGCAGGUUCAACUUCCGGCUUGUGCGUCUUUUCCUGGAGAAUCUGGUUUCUGCCUUCAAUGUGGGAUCUGAAAAAACAAGAAUAGGCCUUGCACAAUACAGCGGCGACCCACGGAUAGAAUGGCAUCUGAAUGCCUAUAGCACAAAAGAUGCUGUUUUGGAAGCAGUGCGUAACCUACCAUACAAGGGUGGGAACACCUUAACAGGCCUCGCCUUAACUUUUAUUUUGGAAAACAACUUUAAGCCUGAAGCAGGUGCAAGACCCGGGGUCCCCAAAAUCGGUAUAUUGAUCACAGAUGGGAAAUCCCAAGAUGAUGUCAUCCCGCCUGCCAAAAACCUGAGAGACGCUGGCAUUGAAUUGUUUGCUAUUGGUGUAAAGAAUGCUGACGAAAACGAACUGAAGGAAAUCGCCUCUGAACCAGACAGCACUCACGUCUACAACGUUGCUGAUUUCAGCUUCAUGAACUCCAUUGUGGAAGGUCUUACCAAGACCGUGUGCUCAAGAGUUGAAGAACAGGAAAAAGAAAUCAAAGGAACUUUGGUAGCCACUCUGGGGGCUCCUACAGAUUUGGUCACAUCCGAGGUGACAGCCAGGGGGUUCCGUGUGAGCUGGACUCAUGCGCCAGGCAAAGUGGAGAAAUACAGAGUUGUCUACUACCCCACAAGAGGAGGACAGCCAGAGGAGGUGGUUGUGCAUGGCAGUGUUUCAACGGCAGUGCUGAAAAACCUGAUGUCUAUAACUGAAUACCAGAUAGCUGUUUUCGCCAUAUACAUUACUUCUGCCAGCGAGGGCCUCCGGGGUACUGAAACUACGCUCGCCUUGCCAAUGGCCUCGGAUCUGGAGCUGUAUGACGUGUCUCACAGCAGCAUGAGAGUAAAAUGGAACAGAGUAGCCGGUGCAACCGGCUAUAUGAUUCUGUACGCUCCUCUCACGGAUGGGCUGGCUGCAGAUGAAAAGGAGAUGAAAAUUGGAGAAAGCUCAACAGACAUUGAACUGGAGGGUCUUCUGCCCAACACAGAAUACACGGUCACAGUUUAUGCAAUGUUUGGAGAGGAAGCCAGUGACCCGCUUACAGGACAAGAAACAACAUUACCUUUAAGCCCACCACAGAACUUGACGUUUUCAAAUGUGGGACACAAUUCAGCAAAGGUCACAUGGGAUCCUGCUUCUAAAAAGGUGAAAGGCUAUCGGAUUAUGUAUGUCAAAACAGAUGGCACAGAAACCAAUGAGGAAGAGGUUGGCCGUGUUUCAACACACACUCUGCAGAGCCUGACAUCCCUCACUGAGUAUACUGUAGCUAUUUUCUCCCUCUAUGACGAAGGGCAGUCUGAGGCACUCACUGGCAGCUUCACCACAAAAAAAGUUCCAUCUCCCCAGUAUCUGGAAAUACACGAAGUAUCAACAGACAGCUUUAGAGUCAGCUGGAAGCUGCCAUCCUCAGACGUUGCCCUUCUUCGACUGGCAUGGAUUCCACUGGGUGGGGAAGAAGGCGAAGAGAUCGUUCUCAGCGGAGAGGUGGACACGUACGAGAUCGAAGGCCUUCUGCCAAGCACAGAGUAUGAGGUGUCCUUGGUGGCCAUCUUUGAUGACGAAAGUGAAAGUGAUGUCAUUGCUGUCCUUGGGACCACACUUGAAGUAACAACUACUGAAAUGACCACCAUAACCACGACUAGUACCACAACUUUCCGGCCUACAACAGCAGUCUUUCGAACAGGAAUAAGAAAUCUCGUCAUAGACGACGAAACUACCUCAAGCUUGAGAGUCAAAUGGGACAUUUCGGACUACAACGUUCGUCAGUUCAGGGUGACAUACCUCACCGCUGAUGGUGAUCGGGGUGAGGAAGCGGUAAGAACGGUAAUGGUCCCUGCAAGGCAAAACAGUUUGCUUCUUCAGCCUUUGCUCUCAGACACUGAAUAUAAAGUUAUGGUUACCCCCAUCUAUUCUGACGGGGAAGGUGUCAGUCUGUCAGCUCCAGGGAAAACUUUGCCCCUGUUUGCUCCUCAAAAUCUCCGGGUCUCUGACGAAUGGUACAACCGAUUGCGGAUUAGCUGGGAUGCCCCUCCGUCUCCCACCAUGGGAUACAGGAUUGUAUAUAAACCUGUGAACAUCCCUGGACCAGCCCUGGAGACGUUUGUGGGAGAUGAUAUCAGCACAAUCCUUAUUUUGAAUUUGCUCAGUGGAACUGAAUACAGCGUUAAAGUAUUUGCUUCCUACUCAACGGGAUUCAGCGAUGCUUUAGCCAGCGUAGCCAAAACAUUGUACUUGGGAGUGACAAAUCUGAGUGCUUAUCAAGUCCGCAUGACAAGUAUCUGCGCUCAGUGGCAACUUCAAAGACAUGCAACAGCAUACAGGGUUGUGAUCGAAUCACCUCUUGAUGGGACACAGGGGGAAGCAUUACUUGGUGGAGGAACUCCUAGGCAUUGCUUCUUUGAACUCGUUCCUGGUACAGAAUACAAAAUCAGCAUCCAUACGCAGCUUCAAGAAAUAGAGGGACCUGCUGUUAGCAUAAUGGAGACCACUUUGCCGUUCCCAACCCAACCACCACCAACUCCUUCAACCACCACUCCACAACCUACAAUUCCUCCUGCAAAGGAAGUUUGCAAAGCCGCGAAGGCAGACCUUGUCUUUUUGGUGGAUGGCUCAUGGAGUAUCGGCGAUGACAAUUUCAACAAAAUAAUUGGCUUCCUGUACAGCACUGUGGGAGCUCUUGAUAAGAUUGGCCCUGAUGGAACUCAGGUGGCCAUUGCUCAGUUCAGUGAUGAUCCCAGGACCGAAUUUAAACUGAAUGCCUACCGAACGAAAGAAACACUUCUGGAGGCCAUCCAGCAAAUAGCAUACAAGGGAGGGAAUACCAAAACAGGCAAGGCAAUUAAACAUGCUCAACAGGCCUUAUUUACUAUUGAUUCAGGGACCAGAAAGGGGAUCCCAAAGGUUUUGGUAGUGAUCACAGAUGGGAGAUCACAGGAUGAUGUGAACAAAGUCGCCAGAGAGAUGCAGCUAGAUGGGUUCAGUAUAUUUGCCAUUGGAGUAGCAGAUGCUGAUUAUUCAGAACUGGUUAACAUUGGCAGCAAGCCUAGCGACAGGCAUGUCUUCUUUGUGGACGACUUUGAUGCCUUUAAGAAGAUUGAAGAUGAACUGAUCACUUUUGUCUGCGAGACAGCAUCAGCAACUUGCCCAUUGGUUUAUAAAGAUGGCAACAGCCUAGCAGGAUUCAAAAUGAUGGAGAUGUUUGGUUUGGUGGAAAAAGAGUUUGCAACAGUGGAAGGGGUUUCUAUGGAGCCUGGAACAUUUAAUGCCUACUCCUGCUACAGACUGCAUAAGGAUGCUUUGGUUUCCCAGCCAACCAAAUAUCUACACCCAGAGGGACUUCCUUCAGAUUAUACCAUUACGUUUCUCUUCCGUAUACUCCCUGAAACGCCCGAGGAACCGUUUGCUCUCUGGGAGAUUCUGAACGAAGAAUAUGAGCCGCUGGUUGGAGUUAUUUUGGACAAUGGUGGCAAAACAUUGACUUUCUUCAAUUACGACUACAAAGGUGAAUUCCAGACUGUCACUUUUGAAGGACCUGAUAUAAAGAAAAUAUUUUACGGAAGUUUCCAUAAGUUGCAUGUUGUCAUCAGCAAAACUACAGCUAAAGUUGUGAUUGAUUGCAAACAAGUGGGUGAGAAGAUGAUCAAUGCGGCAGGCAAUAUUACUUCUAACGGGAUAGAGGUACUGGGAAGAAUGGUUCGAUCGAGAGGGCCAAGGGACAACUCUGCACCAUUCCAGCUGCAGAUGUUUGACAUCGUCUGCACCACUUCAUGGGCCAACAGAGAUAAGUGUUGUGAACUUCCAGCUUUGAGGGAUGAAGAAAGCUGCCCUGCCCUACCUCAUGCUUGCUCCUGUUCUGAAGUCAGCAAGGGAGCUAAUGGACCCCCUGGACCACCAGGUGGUCCAGGUCUCCGAGGUCCAAAAGGUAGCCGAGGUGACCUUGGCCCAAAGGGACCAGAUGGACCUCGUGGUGAAAUUGGAGCUCCUGGUCCGCAGGGGCCUCCUGGCCCCCAAGGACCAAGUGGACACUCCAUCCAAGGACCUCCGGGAACAACUGGUGAAAAAGGAGAAAUUGGGGAAAUGGGUCGUCCUGGCCUACAGGGGGUUCCAGGAGCAUCUGGCUCCCCAGGACGAGAUGGAAGCCAAGGCCAAAGGGGCCUGCCAGGCAAAGACGGACCCACUGGCCCUCAAGGGCCACCAGGGCCUGUGGGAAUACCUGGUGCGCCAGGUGUGCCAGGAGUCACCGGCAAUAUGGGGCCACAAGGCGAUUCUGGAGCACCUGGACUUCCUGGACCAAAAGGCGAGAGGGGUGAACGUGGAGACCUCCAGUCCCAAGCCAUGGUACGUGCAGUAGCCCGUCAAGUAUGUGAACAGCUUAUCCAAGGUCACCUGGCCAGGUAUAACUCCAUCUUAAACCAGAUUCCAAGCCAGUCUGUCUCAACACGAACUGUCCCUGGACCCCCCGGUGAACCAGGAAGGCAAGGGUUACCGGGACCUCAAGGAGAACAAGGAUCUUCGGGAAGGCCAGGAUUUCCAGGCAGUCCUGGCCAGCCUGGAAGACCUGGUGAAAGAGGUUUACCGGGAGAGAAGGGAGAGCGAGGGAACCCAGGUGUUGGGACCCAAGGCCCCCGGGGCUCACCAGGGGCAGCAGGGCCUCCAGGCGAAAGCCGCACAGGCGCCCCGGGACCACAAGGUUCACCAGGUCCAAGAGGACCACCUGGCCAUACAGGUGCUCCUGGGCCGCAUGGCACCUCAGGGCAACCAGGAUACUGUGAUCCCUCUUCCUGUGCUGGUUAUGGAACAGGUGGCUCAUUCCCUUACAAUGGCUACCCAUACGGAAGGUGAAAUCGGGUAGAGUCUGGUUUUUCUUUCUCAUAUGGACGAAGGUCAGAAUGGCAACUACUGAACAGCCCCCAUGCUUUCCCACCAGCAACACCGAAUACUAUUAUUAUCACCACUAACAAAGGAUGCCUGCUCUAGUUUUCUUAUGCUUUCUGCUAGAAUUAAAACACUUGGCACAUUUCUCCACGGUGCGCAUUGCUAGGCACAAGCAACCAUUGGGCAGGCUGUUAUCCAGAACAGGGUUGUAUCAAAGCCCUGGGAGAGCUUUUGGAAAGGGAGAGCUUCACUUAUUUGAGCAAAACAAGUGGGAACGACAACAAGUUAUUGCAGGUUGGAGUGUUCCUAUUUAGGCCUCCAGCAAGCCAGCCAGAUCCCAUAUGCAGGAUUCUCCAUUGAAUCACGGUCUUUUGCUUUAACUUUCCCCCCACUGAAAUAAAUGAGGGCUAAACACACUUAAUCAGGGCUGGGUUGUGUCUACUGGUUCUUAAGCUUCUCCAUGUUCCCCACCCCCCACCCCUAACCACGCUGUGUAACAGAAAACUCAUAUCUAAAACAAUUAGCGCACUGUUACUGCUGGUGUCGGUUUCCAACUAACAGGAAGAUCAUAAAUCUUCCCCCAUUCACUGGUGCUGAUUUAAUCUUACAAGGUCGACUGCUUUGCAAGUAGAAGUAGCCGAGAGCAGCCUUUCUCAACCUUGGCCUCCCCACUCCCCCGAUGAUAUUGGACUACAACUGCCAUCAUCCCUAGCUAGCAGGACCAGUGGUUAAGGAUGAUGGGAGUUGUAGUCCAACCGCAUCUGGGGACACAAAGUUGAGAAAAAGGUUGCUCUAUAGAGAGCAAUAUUCAACCAAGCUCCUAACGAUUGCUUCUAUUUUGCUUUCCUCUUGCGUUAACUGUGCGGCUCCUCUUGGCGAGUUAAGGUGGAUAUGGGGACCCAACUGAUCAAGAGAUCCCUGUCGUGCCGUUACCGCACAACUCCUACCAGCUCUAUGACUCCGAGGACCUUUAUGAUGAUGACGAUGAUCAAGAGCCUUAUCUAGUGCAU
Zootoca vivipara (common lizard) is the source of this 6568-nucleotide messenger RNA. Lineage: Eukaryota; Metazoa; Chordata; Lepidosauria; Squamata; Lacertidae. The record is from RefSeq and is a predicted model, not a curated record.